This is a messenger RNA of Tetranychus urticae (two-spotted spider mite), 2146 nucleotides long. RefSeq lists its product as uncharacterized. The record is from RefSeq and is a predicted model, not a curated record. Gene Ontology annotation, biological process: regulation of DNA-templated transcription. Gene Ontology annotation, molecular function: cis-regulatory region sequence-specific DNA binding; DNA-binding transcription factor activity. Lineage: Eukaryota; Metazoa; Arthropoda; Arachnida; Trombidiformes; Tetranychidae. Gene Ontology annotation, cellular component: nucleus.
GAUAUCAUUUGUUGAUAUUUUAUUCUGACCGUCGCCAAAACAAUAGCAAAUUGUACUAUUUCUUGUUUUUAUUUUAUUUUUUCUUGAUUUUGCCGUUGUUACUCACCAUUUCUGUUAAUCUCUGACAUCUUUAGACCAUCUAAAGUUCUAAAAUGGGACUCAUUGAUAAUAAUAAUAAAAAAAGUGACUCCGAUCUGGAUGAUGAGAGAGGCGUUAGUAUUGAAGUUGGAACAGUAAAUAGUUACAAUGUUGAUGAUAACGAUGAUCUUACGAAUUUAACCUGGCUUCAAGAUCGAAAUCUGCUGAAAAGUAUGACAGUUACUAGUGAUGUGAAGGAUAAUAUUGUACAUUUCAUAAAAGAAGAGGACGAGAAUGUUUACCCUGAUGAUGUAUGCUCUUCUCCUGAUGGCUCCAAUAAAGACGAAACAAAUCUUCCUUGUUCAGUUCCACCGGUGCCAUACAAUCCUAAAAUACAUAUUCAUGCCAAACCACCCUACUCUUUCAGCUCCCUUAUUUUCAUGGCUAUUGAAUCAUCGCCUAAUAAAGCAUUGCCAGUUAAGGAUAUCUAUGCAUGGAUUGUUGAACAUUUCCCUUACUAUCAAAAUUCGCCGAGCGGAUGGAAAAAUACUGUUAGACAUAAUUUAUCGUUGAACAAAUGUUUCAAGAAAUUGGACAAAGGAAAAGACGAACUUCCAAUUGUCGGUAAAGGCUCAUUAUGGUGUGUAGACCCUGAAUUGAGGCCUAAUUUACUACAAGCAGUUAGACGGACCCCAGCUCACAUUUAUCCUUACAUGUCAACUGCUAAAACAAACUUUAAAAUUACAUCAAAUAACGAGUUAUCGCCCAAGCCAAAUCGAAGCCAUAAUGUCUCCAGGAAAAUUUUAACUUUUGACCAAAUACCUCAACUUGCAGAUUCACCUUUGUUGGGCAAAAGAUUAUUGAUUCCAAUUAUAAAUCGAGAGUCUGAAGAAGCGGAUGCCGCUCAAUCAAUGCUAACCUUAACUCGAUAUAAUUCAGAAGAAGGCAAAUCCAAUAAAAGUGAACCACAUGGAAAACAUCAGACAGAUGAUUCAGAUUCUCCUUCUUCUAUGAAUCCCACGGGCGAUCAUAAUUAUUUCAGUAGAAGUAGUGAAUCAAAGAAACAUAAUAUUGAAUUACUCACCGAGGCUCAAAAGUUGGUUGAUUCAAAAGUGAAUCUGAAAACAACCUCAACAACUAUAGAAGAAGAACUACCAAAGGAAGAAAUUGAUUUGAUCGAAAAUGUUACAAUUGUCACCGAUGAUGGUAAAAAGACUCGAGGAACUGUAUUAGUGAAAAGAAAAGUUGAUGUUAAUGACGAAGAUGGGUUAAAAGGAGCUCAAGCAUUGCUCAAUUUGGCAUCGAGAAGUUUAGAAGUUAAAGCAAAAGACGAACUGAAAUCAAAGAACCAACAAUCUCAGCAACCACAAUUACCAUCUUCAUUCGUAUCAUCGAUUAAUAGUACAAACAAUUCAACUCCUACAAGUGUCAACUCUAUUGCUUUGAUUAAGAGGACUCGCCGUGGACGAGAAUAGAGACAAUCAUUUAUUUUACCCGUUUUGUUUUCUGUGUCCAUAUGUUAAGUCAUUGUUUUAAAAUCGAGUUAUAAAAGAGAAAAAUGAAAAUUUUUCUUUGGACUGAGUCGACAAAAGUAAAUCUUUUUUUUUUGGAAUUGAGCUUGAAUUUUCCUUAUGGAAUUUUGAAUUGUUUUUGGAACGUCAUAAUUUUGUCUAAUUGCCCUGAGAUCAAUUUGAGAUCAAACCAUCUUUAAAAAGACAUUGUAAAUACACUUUUCUUUCCUUGGCCAUCUUCGUGUGACAUCAAAAACUGUGAAAUGUUGAAAUUAAAUCAAUUUGAAAAGGAAAAAUUUUGUAAAAGCUAAAGUCUAUCAAAUUGAAAUUCAACUUGUUUGUUAUUCGAAACUCGAAAAUAUGCAAAUCUCAAUAGACUUUAGCUUGUUAACUACUCAAAACAAAUUAACAGAAAUAGAAGGUAAGAAGAAAAAAGAAACAACUUAAUUUUUCCUGACUUGUUUACAAAUAUAAAUCAACUUAUUCCUGGCAUCUACAUUGACAUUAAUUACCCAAUUAACUGAGCAGAUAUAUAAAUAAAUAUGUAUUUAUCACUA